GUUUGGACCUUUUGCCUGUACACGACCAUUCUCUUGCCUAUCCCUUUUUGGAUUAAUAAACAUCUAAGACUCCAACUAUCUUCCCCCUGUGUCUGCAUGUGGCUCUCGCCUUGUGCCCUUAUACAUUACAUUGUCAUACAUUUUAUCUCCAGCCUGUAGGCUACAGAAAAGGCCACAUACUCUUUCUACCAUAUCCUCUAUCUGCUACAUGAAUUACGUUCUAUUAUUUUUGGGGGAUGGAACGUUGGUGGAGCGCCGCAGAGAUGCGUUUCGCUGACAGCACCCUGGAGCUGGCGCCCCUGCCUUUGACAAAGUGGGCGCUGCUUAUCACAGGGCAUCAACACUCACCUAACUAAAAAUCCCUUAUGCCACUGGUUGAGAGAACUUGCCAUUUGUUUAGGGCAGAAUUGUAAGGUUUUACAUGUUGUUGGAGGUGCAUAUUGGUCAGUUUAGCUCAGAAAAGGCCGCCCUCGUCAAUCUGCCGCCGCAGGCGGCCGCCUAAUCCUGCCUAAUGAGCGGGCCUGCCAUGAAUCAGACUCUCAUGUAAUUUGUUUUGAUAAUCUGAUAUCAAAACCUAAACCUCGAUCAGGCCUCCCCUGCCAAAAUAACCACAGCAAGUUGGGGUAUACAGUACCUUCAGGCUAUGGACAGCCUCUCCACACAGCUCACAUACAUGAGCUAGAAGAUAACAGGUACAGGUACAUAUAUACAGAUGACCCCUCCCUAUGGACCAUACCCCAUGGAGCUCUAUUCACCAAAUGUACAUAUCCCGGCUAAGUAGACAUUUAAAAUGUUCCUGGCUCAAUCUCAAAACAGGAACACUUUUAACAAAUGAAUAUACGCUUCACAAUAGUUCUGCAGGUCAACAGGCCGAAAAAUGUAGGCGUAUUACUAAUGAGCCGAGCACUUGCGCAGGCUCCCAUUAGGAACGAAUGACGUGCAUGGGACUAGAGCGAGUGCCCAUUUGCACCUGCACAUCCCAUGGACUUGGAGGAUUGCAAAUGGUUAGACCUAAAUUACUGCACUCAAAUAUGAAACUGAAAAGGCCAAAAUGUGACUUGACCAAACAUUAAAGGGGCAAUAUGUUUUCGGGCAACCUGACCAAAUUCACAUUGAAAUAAUGUGUUAUAGAUCUGUAAUUGUCAUUUAACAUCUACAAAUGGUUAGAUCUUUUCUAUGGGCGGUAUUUCUAUGCUCCCUGUUCUUUAAUUUAGUUUGGGCUUUUACUUUCGGUUUUGUGCACCAGCUUCAAACAGCUGAAAAUAACAUAUUUUUGGUUAUGUAAAAGGUAUUUCAGAGCGGUUUUGAUUGUACAAUGAUUCUCUACACUAUACUUGCUUAUUUUGUCACAAAAACUAAAUAUAAAAUAUGAACGCUCCAAACCAUUUAUAAGGGGAAGUAAACAAUGUGCCUUCCAAUGAUAAGAGUGGCAAGUCAGCUUCUUCACACAGUCCUUUACAUAUGCAUGAGAGAAGAUGGACCUAGCAAUGGCCCCAGCUAGCAGGCAGAGGGACAUUCUGUACUACAACUGUGAACCAGUGUUGCCAGACACUAUUGACACUUUCCUGCCCAAUGCACAAAAAAAGUAACAUUUUUUUUGCCAGCCCAAUGACAAAACAAAUGUUUGUAAAACUGCCCAAUCUGGCGAAACUGCUGUAAACCCUGGAACCAUGGAACACACCGUGAACGACAGACACAACAAGACACUCUCGGAAACAGCAAGCCUGCAUUGGGAUUUCCAAAAACAAGUGAACAUAUUCAAGUGAACGUAUAUCACCUAUACCUCAAUUCUAUCCACAACGUUCUAUCGCUGUGAGAAAUCCCUAACUGUAAGAUUCAUUCAGCUAGAGUGGAGAUUAUUAUUUGUAGUGUGGUUUGACACAGUGGGUUAGACAAAUGUAAAAAGCUGUCCUACUUGCUCUCCUAGAUUCCUGUGAUGUCAUUAGUGGCGUAGAGAUUGCCAAACAACAUGCCACAGAGGAGCACAGCGAGGCAGUUUUUUUUGUUUGUUGUGUUGUGUGUUCUGUGUCUAUGUGAUUUAUUGUGACAGUUGGCUCGGUGUGCUUGGCAGAGGCGUUUGGUGAUCGUGUUUGGUGAAGGACAUAACCAAAUUUGGCUAUUUUCACCUGGCAAAGAUGGACAAAGGCAGCAUGGGCCCCAAGAAGACUUUCGUGUCCACUUUUCGCAUGGAUUUUAAGCCUGCCGCCCCUCGGCAGUUUGUGUUGAAGGGGAUCAAGAAUGACCUAGAGGACAGGGACACUGCUCGGGGGGGUAGCAGCAAGCAGGGAACCAUAUCAACAGAUAUCACCUCAAAGAGAAGAGUCUCCACUGAAAAGGGUCCCCUGCUGGAGUUUCUUGACCCCCAAGAGCAGUUGGAGGUGCGGGUGGGAGGGCAGGCCAGACUCCACUGUGCAUUCAGGAGCUGCAGUGUUCCUGUGGCUUCCUGCUGGAUCUACAACAGAGAGCAGGUGGUUGCAGGCGGGCCGAGGACUCGUGUAGAGAGCAGUGACACUGACAGCAGUGUGGAGAUAUCUCAGGCUUGUCCGGACGAUGCGGGUACAUACACUAUAUUGGUGCGGAAUCGCAGGGGCUUGGCUCAGCACACAGUCACCCUCAGUGUUAUCGACCGGCCUCACCCUCCAGCAUCUAGUCCCAUGGUCUCCCAGCUCUCCUCUUGCUCCCUGGUCCUGUCAUGGUCGGGGCCCAGCUACGACGGGGGCACUGCCGUCACAGGCUACGUGGUGGAGGUGAGACGAGAAGGCACUGAGAAGCCCGAGGACUGGACUGAGGUGACGACCCGCUGCAAGAACACCUCGUACCGGAUCCGCUCAGUCCUGGAGCCCCUGGGGGAGUACCGCUUUCGCGUUCGGGCCUACAAUUUGGCAGGUGUCAGUGAGCCGAGUGAGGUGUCAGACUGUAUCAAGAUGGACACCAGAGGAGAGCCAAAAGAGGAAUCCCAAUCGUAUGUGACUGUCACCAUUGACACCACGCACAAAGUCAAGGAUCAUUACAAUGUGCAUGAGAAGCUGGGAGUGGGGAAGUUUGGCCAGGUGUUCAGGCUGAGUCACAAGGAGACAGGUCAGGUGUGUGCAGGGAAGUUCUACCGGGCCCAUAGCUCCAAGGCGAAGGCUGUGGCGCGCAGGGAGAUCGAGCUGAUGAACUGUCUCCACCACCCUAAGCUGGUGCAAUGCCUCGGGGCCUAUGACACCCGCUCCGAAAUCAUCAUGGUGAUGGAGUACAUUGCCGGCGGGGAACUGUUUGAGCGCAUCGCGGACGACAACUUUGAGCACACGGAGCCUACCAGCGCACGCUACAUGCAUCAGCUCCUGGAGGGCAUGCAGUACAUCCACCGGCAGAACAUUGUCCACUUGGACCUCAAGCCAGAAAACAUUGUGUGCGUGGACACCACGGGCACGCGGAUUAAGAUCAUCGACUUUGGCCUGGCAGCCAAGCUGGAGCCUGGUACUCCACUGAUGGUGAUGCAUGGGACACCUGAUUUUGUGGCCCCUGAGGUGAUCAGCUACGAGCCGGUAGGGCUGGCCACUGACAUGUGGAGCAUCGGAGUCAUCUGUUUCAUCUUGCUGAGCGGUGAGUUGCCCUUCCAAGGUAACAGUGAUGCAGAGACCCUGAGCCUGGUGACGGCUGCCCGCUAUGAGUUUGACCAGGAAAGCUUCGAGGACAUCUCGGACCAGGCUAAAGACUUCAUCACCUCUCUGCUCAAGAAGGACACAAGGUGUAGGCUGUUGUGUGACGAGGCCCUGGCCCACCCCUGGAUGGCCUCUUUUACCCUUCUGGUCCGCCGUCCCACCAAGUCCCUCAAGAAGGACAAGAUUUGACGUUUCUUGGCCAAGCGCAGAUGGAAGAAAACAGGCAAGGCUGUCCUGGCGCUGCAGAGGAUGGCCAACCUCACCAACGGACCCGACUCUCCUGGCAGCCCUGGGGAGGAGGCUAGCUGGAGCCCGGCGGCAGAGCAGGCCAUCCAGACCCUGGAUCAGGAGCUGCAGAGCGAACCCCGCUUCCAGCAGGUCCUAAGGGACACCAGCCAGCCCCGGGGAUCUUCCGCCCGCCUGGCCUGCCGCGUCCAGGGCUACCCCGAGCCGGAGGUGGUGUGGUUUAAGGAUGAGGAGACCGUGGAGUCAUCGUCGAGGGUCACCAUGGAGUACGACGGCAUGUGUGAGCUGGUCCUGACUGACCUGGGACCUGCCGACACUGGGGUUUACAAGUGCAGAGCUACCAACGACCUAGGGGAGGCGCUGUGCUCGGCCAAACUUACCGUGGAACUGUAGCCUGAAAACACAAAACAACAUCUGGAUCCCUAAUCUCCACCCAUUUCCCCAAAGUGUGCACUUUCCGUUAUGGAUUUAACAAUGCUGGAAACUCCCUAGUAGCCGAUGAUAACACCAAUCCAAUGUGUUGAAUCCAUAACGGGAAGUGUGGAAGUGCACACUUUGGGAGAAGGGUGCAGAAUCGGGAUGUAGCCAACAAUCAAUGUUGGGGAAGCUACGCUGAAAAGAUAGUUUCCCAAACUACCAAUUACUUCACACUGGAAGAAGUUAAGCUACAAAUUGCAAGAACCGAUCACUCCUGUUAAUAGAAUGUUUUUGUGCUUAAUAGGACAAAUUACACAAAUGUUUCAAGUGAGAAUUAGACAGGUCUGAUGUCGAAAAAGAAAGGAAAUUACCUACUUCACCCAUAUUUUAGCAAAAUAAGUGUGUAGUAGUUAGCUUAAUGGCGAAAAAAAAGUAAUUAACUGCUGAAAACACUAUCAAGAUUUUAAUUUAGCUUAACUACUAUCAAGCUACUGCAAAAUAUAGUUUCAUUGGCAGUUUUUUGACCCUGGGAUAGAUUGACCACUGUCGGUCAUGUUUCUUUCCCAUCUCCUAGGACUUCCGAUCAUUGCAAGAUGUAGGAGAGAUGAGAAGGCCACUUUAGACUUGAGAUACGUUCAUUGUCCAACUGUCCACAGAUGUCAAGGGUGGCUCAAAGACAAUAGAAUACACAAUGGACUGAACUGAGGUCUAAAAAAAGUCACAGUAAAGCUUAAUGUAUAGUAAGGGCAAACUAAGAACUUUCCAUUCACUUUGAUUCAGUUGUGACACUUCAUUUGAUACACUAACUUUCAAUAACAGCAAAGUACAACGCUUUACCAAACCCCUCGACUUUUUCCACAUGUUGUCACAGCCCGAAUUUAAAAUUGAUUAAAUGUAGAUUUUUUUGUUGUCGUCACUGGCCUACACACAAUACCCCAUAACGUCAGUGGAAUUAUGUUUUUAUAAACGUUAACAAAUGAAUGAAAUGCUGAAAUGUCUUAAGUAUUCAACCCCUUUGAUAUAGCAAGCCUAAAUAAGUUCAGGAAUAAAACUUUGCUUAACAAGUCACAUAAGUUUCAUGGACUCUCACUGUGUGCAAUUAUAGUGUUUAAAACUUAUUUGGGAUAGGGAGUGGUAUUUUGAAAAGCGUGCCCAAAGUAAACUGCCUGUUACUCAGGCCCAGAAGCUAGGAUAUGCAUAUAAUUGGUAGAUUUGGAUAGAAAACACUCUAAAGUUUCUGAAAUAAUUGUCUGAGUAUAACAGAACGGAAAUGGCAGGCGAAACCCCGAGGACAAACCAUCCCCCCAAAAAAGAAUUUCGUCCUACCACUGAUUUCAAUGGCUGGCACUUUUAUAAUAGGGCGAAAUCAUGCCCAAUUGCAGUUCCUAGGGCUUCCACUAGAUGUCAGUCUUUAGUUUCAGGCUGGUUUUUGGAAAAAUAAGAUAAUCACAUGGUUUACUUUCGCCGUAAAGCCUUUUUGAAAUCUGACAAGGUGGCUGGAAUAACAAUAAGUUAAGCUUUGUUUUGAUGUAUUGCACUUGUGAUUUCAUGGAAGUUUAAUAUUUAUAGUACCCAGUCACGACAAAGAUACAGGUGUCCUUCCUAACUAAGUUGCCAGAGAGGAAGGAAACCACUCAGGGAUUUCACCAUGAGGCCAAUAGUGACUUUAAAACAGUUACAAAAUAAUGGCUGCGAUAAGAUGGAAAACUGAGAAUGGAUCAACAACAUUGUAGUUACUCCAAAAUACUAACCUAAUUGACAGUGAAAAAGGAAGCAUGUACAGAAUAAAAAAUAUUCAAAAUCAUGCAACUAGUUACUAAAGUAAUACUGCAAAAAAAAAAAUGUAAUGCAAUUCACUUUUUGUCCUGAAUACAAAGUGUUAUAUGUUGGGAAAAUCCAAUACUACUGAGUACCAUUUUCAAGCAUUGUGUUGGCUGCAUUAUGUUAUGGGUUUUUCUUGUAAUAAUUUAAAACUGGGGAGUUUCAGGAUAAAAAAAGAAAUGGGGCUAAGCAGGCAAAAUCCUAGAGCAAAACCUGGUUCAGUCUGCUUUCCACCAUACACUGGGAGAUGAAUUCACCUUUCAGCAGUAAUAAUCUAAAACUUAAGGCCAAAUCUAUACUGGAGUGGCUUACUAAGAAGAAAGUGAAUGUUCCCGAGUGGCCGAGUUACAGUUUUGACUUAUAUCUGCUUGAAAAUCUGUGGCAAGACAUGAAAAUGGUUGUCUAGCAAUGAUCAACAACCAAUUUGAAAAUAAUAAAAAUGGGGAAAUGUUGGA
Molecule: messenger RNA, 6586 nt
Organism: Oncorhynchus mykiss (rainbow trout)
Lineage: Eukaryota; Metazoa; Chordata; Actinopteri; Salmoniformes; Salmonidae
Product: myosin light chain kinase, smooth muscle
Biological process (GO): protein phosphorylation
Molecular function (GO): ATP binding; protein kinase activity; protein binding
Source: RefSeq, a predicted model, not a curated record